AUGAAAGAGAAGAUAACUGGGAGAGGUGUGGCCAAGAGAGUCACCAGGGUCUUCAAGCAAUGGCCACCUGUUCUAGAGGAGGUUGAAAAGUUGCUCCUGCUCUGGAUUGAAGAGAAUCAUCGAGCUGGGUACACAGUGACCGAGGAGAUCAUCUGCAAAAAAGCCAAGGCCUUGCACGCUGACCUCCUCGACCAAAGGGCAGAAAUGUCAGCCGAUGCAGAAGGCUUCAAGGCGAGCAGGGGGUGGUUUGAAAUGUCAAGACCGCAUCUGGCAUCCACAGUGUGGUCAGGCAUGGAGAGGCUGUGAGUUCCGAUGUUGCUGCAGCUGAGUUCCUAGAGGUCAUGGUUUCAGAGUGCUACCUUCCUCAGCGGGUCUUCAACUGCAAUGAGACUGGGCUCUUCUGGAAGAGGAUGCCAAAGUGUACCUUUGUCAUGGAAGAGGAGACCUCAUUGCCUGACCACAAGCUGAUGAAGGACCUUCUUAUCCUCCUGUUCUGCGCCAACGCCAUGUUGCUCAUGGACAAUGCUCCUGUCCAUACUACAGGCCUUGAGGAAGACUUGCUGGAGGACUUUAACCUCAUCAGUCAUGUUCCUUCCACCUAA
Messenger RNA from Pelobates cultripes (western spadefoot toad), 602 nucleotides. The record is from the annotation of a GenBank genome assembly. NCBI's taxonomy places the organism in Eukaryota, Metazoa, Chordata, Amphibia, Anura, Pelobatidae.